This is a messenger RNA of Gryllus bimaculatus (two-spotted cricket), 379 nucleotides long. The record is from the annotation of a GenBank genome assembly. Lineage: Eukaryota; Metazoa; Arthropoda; Insecta; Orthoptera; Gryllidae.
GAUGUGCAACAGUGAAGAAAAAGAUAAUUACCCUGCUCAUUACCAUGCGCAAUGUAGUGAAAAUGCAACACUAGGUGACUUUUCAAAAUUAAGGGGUUAUCUUAUAUUCAGUUCAAAACAAAAUGCAUUAACAUUACCUAAAAUUAUAGGAAUCAAAUUCCAAGGCUUCUCUCAACAUUGUUUUGUACAAUUUAAGAACCACACUCCUGGAAUUGGCCAUAGCCACUCCAGUCUUCUUGCCAAUGAGCGUAUCCUAUCCUGUGUAUAUCUCUGGCUUGGCCAGGGCUUGACUGUGCCGCCGCAGGCGCUGCAGGUCGAAUAUGGUCCAACCAAAAAGAAAAUGUGUUUGCGCCUGGUUGAACCAGAGAGUAUAUUGGGU